Molecule: messenger RNA, 1747 nt
Organism: Colossoma macropomum (tambaqui)
Lineage: Eukaryota; Metazoa; Chordata; Actinopteri; Characiformes; Serrasalmidae
Gene: esrrga
Product: estrogen-related receptor gamma a
Exons: 8
Coding region: 197-1726 (509 amino acids)
Biological process (GO): regulation of DNA-templated transcription
Cellular component (GO): nucleus
Molecular function (GO): zinc ion binding; nuclear steroid receptor activity; steroid binding
Source: RefSeq, a predicted model, not a curated record
CAAGAGCUUUUGGUCCCAACUGGCUGUGCCUAUAGGCUUGUCACCGGGAGAACGCUUUCUGUUAAUUGCACUGCUCAAGUGACGGGACGGUGAGAGGAGGAGAGAGAGAGAGAGACAGAGAGAGAGAGGCAGAGUAAAAAAAAAAACAACUUUGAUUUAUAGAAGGGGUUGCUCAAAUGAUGGUCGCAGAGCGCAAAUGGAGUCGGUAGAACUUUCACUCCCCGAGUGUUUCUCUUUACACUCUGAACAAGAAAUGAAUGUAUCAAAGGCCCAAGUUAAUAGCGAAGAUAAGUACGCCAAAUGCGGCACGUGGAGAAUGCAACAGCAUUACGACGUCGAGGCGAGUCACAUGCGCGAUGCGCAUGCACUAUAUAACCAAAGCAGGCUGCUCUGCAGAAUGUCCAGCAAAGACCGCCACAUUGAGUCCAACUGCCCCUCCUACAUUAAGACUGAACCCUCUAGCCCUGCCUCGCUGACGGACAGCGUCAACCACCACAGCCCCGGCGGUUCUUCGGACGCCAGCGGCAGCUACAGCUCUGCCAUGAACGGCCACCAGAACGGCCUGGACUCACCAACUCUGUACGGGCCGGGUGGUGCGCUAGGCCCCAACGGAGCUGGUACCAAGCGCUACGAGGACUGCUCCAGCACCAUUGGCGAGGACUCGCAGAUCAAGUGUGAAUACAUGCUGAACUCCAUGCCCAAGCGCCUGUGCCUGGUUUGCGGCGACAUCGCCUCGGGCUACCACUACGGCGUGGCCUCCUGUGAGGCCUGCAAGGCCUUCUUCAAGAGGACCAUUCAAGGGAACAUCGAGUACAGUUGUCCCGCCACCAACGAAUGUGAGAUCACCAAGCGCCGACGGAAGUCCUGCCAAGCCUGCCGUUUCAUGAAGUGUCUAACCGUUGGGAUGAUGCGAGAAGGAGUGCGGCUGGACCGGGUGCGUGGCGGCAGACAGAAAUAUAAACGCCGGAUAGACGCAGAAAACAGCCCCUACCUGAACCCACAGCUGGCCCUGCCACCCAAAAAGCCAUUCCCCUUUGGCUGCCUUGCAGAUAACAAAAUUGUGUCGCACUUGCUGGUGGCCGAGCCUGAGAAGAUCUACGCCAUGCCGGACCCCACCGUACCGGACAGUGACAUCAAGGCUCUGACCACGCUCUGUGACCUGGCUGACCGCGAGCUAGUUGUCAACAUCGGCUGGGCUAAGCAUAUCCCAGGGUUCUCAACGCUGUCGCUGGCCGACCAGAUGAGCCUCCUACAGAGCGCCUGGAUGGAGAUAUUGAUCUUACGCGUGGUCUACCGGUCACUGCCGUUCGAGGACAAGUUGGUCUACGCUGAGGACUACAUCAUGGACGAGGACCAAUCCAAGCUGGCUGGCUUACUGGACCUGAACAAUGCCAUCCUGCAACUGGUGAAGAAGUACAAGAACAUGAAGCUGGAGAAAGAGGAGUUUGUCACUCUUAAAGCUAUAGCGCUCGCAAAUUCAGACUCCAUGCACAUAGAGGAUGUGGAUGCGGUGCAGAAGCUCCAGGAUGUUCUGCACGAGGCCCUGCAGGACUACGAGAGCAGCCAGCACGCGGAGGACCCACGCCGGGCCGGCAAGCUGCUCAUGACCCUGCCUCUGCUCCGGCAGACCUCUACCAAGGCUGUGCAGCACUUCUACAGUAUCAAACAGGACGGCAAGGUGCCCAUGCACAAACUCUUCCUGGAGCUGCUAGAGGCCAAGGUCUAGCUCAGUCCCUUACUUAGGCCA